GGCUCGCCGAUCGAGGCGGUCGCCUCCGUCUUCCGCCGCAAGUUCCAGUGCUGGCACCUCUACCGCCUCAACGACUGCUGGUUCACGCGAAAGCAACGCGAGGGCCUCAUCCCAUGCAACCAGUCAGGCGUGGUCGCCUUUCGGCAGCAGUUCGGCGCCGCAGCCUCCUCGUGCGCCACCCACCCCCCCUCCCCCGUCCGUCGCGCCCCGCCCGCCCUCCUCGCGCCACCCGCGCCACCCCAGCUUCCGUGUCCCUCGCCCCACCACCUGCCCCAGCUGCCGCGUGCCGACUGCGGGGCCUCUCGCGUCGCUCGACGCCUUUGCCUCCAACGGCGCCGACCUCUUCGGUACCAUGGCCCAGUUCCGCUCCUGGCUCUCUUGCCGUGCGCCGCGCUGCACGUCCGACAUCCUCGUCGUGCGGUACGAGACGCUCAACGCGUCCGUCCCUUCGAUCCUCGACUUCCUCGACGUGCCGCUCGCCGCGCGCAGCCACUUCCCGCCCUUCACGCCCUCCCACCACGGCGUCGACAGCGGCGCGGCCCAGCAGCUGCGAGGCAUCUACGGGGCGCUCGAUGCAGCCAUCGAGCGGAUCCCGCCACAGGGGCUGCUGCUGCGAAACCGAUAGAGAGCGGAUACUUGCGGUUUAUCGUUAAUCUCGCGGCCCGCGCUCACACGACGAGCGCGCUGUUGAGCUUUCCUGCAAAUUGCGGUGUAUUGCGCGCCGCUCUUGAGGCACUUAUCGGUAUCUCUCUUGGGAAAUUAAAACC
Emiliania huxleyi CCMP1516 is the source of this 767-nucleotide messenger RNA. RefSeq lists its product as hypothetical. The annotation marks the transcript as partial. Lineage: Eukaryota; Haptophyta; Isochrysidales; Noelaerhabdaceae. The transcript has 2 exons. The record is from RefSeq and is a predicted model, not a curated record.